CAUAUAUCAUAACAACCUAAUAACCUUGAAAACCAAAUCAAACACAUUCAUCUUCAUCUUCAAGAAAACUAUCAAUCAAUCAAUCAAAUCUUUAAAGUUGGGUUUUUUUUAAUCCCCAUCAAAAAUUAUUCUUCAAUAAUAGCAAUAAUAAACAAAACAACAAUGGAAGAUGGUCAAAUAAAUGGAGGAAUGUUGUACCAUGAGGUACAAGAAUCAAAACUAUGUGCUGUUCAUUGUGUGAACACAGUGUUACAAGGGCCUUUUUUUUCGGAAAUUGAUUUGGCUGCUUUGGCUUCUGAUCUUGAUCAAAGAGAAAACCAAAUGUUGUCUCAAGAUUUUGUCUCUCAAGAAUCCCAUAAUGUUUCCAUGGAUGGUGAUUUUAGUAUUCAGGUGCUACAAAAGGCAUUGGAAGUGUGGGACCUACAGGUGAUUCCCCUCCACAGUCCAGUAGCAGAACCAGCUCAAGUCGACCCAGAACUCGAAAAUGCAUUUAUAUGCCAUUUACAAGACCAUUGGUUCUGUAUCAGGAAGGUAAAUGGAGAAUGGUACAACUUUGACAGCUUAUACGCUGCCCCAGAACAUCUCUCAAAAUUCUACCUUUCUGCCUACCUCGACACAUUAAAAGGGUUUGGAUGGAGUAUAUUUUUGGUCAGGGGUAACUUCCCAAAAGAGUGCCCAAUCACAUCUGGUGAAGCUUCCAAUGGCUAUGGUCAGUGGUUGCUGCCCGAAGAUGCUGAGCGUAUUAUUAAAUCCUGCAAUACUGGGCAGCGGCAGCAGCAAAACCGAGAACAGCAGCAGCAGCAGUUGCAGCCACCUAGAACUCUACCAACCGAAGAUGAUGACUUGAAUGCAGCCAUUGCCGCUAGUUUGAGAGAUAAUGGUGGUGAAGUUGGGACCUCUGGGAACGCUCAAGAUGAUGAUUUGGCAGCUGCCAUUGCUGCCAGCUUGAAAGAUUCUUCUCCGGCAACUGUAAGCAGUGAUUUGACUGCAGCAACUACACCGCCCGCCACUCCUGCCACUUGUGCUGAAGAAGGGAGCUCGGAAACUGAAAUUCAGAAGAGCCCUUUACAAGAUAAGUGACAAGAGAGUUGGCUAAUGUGUGUAUUCACAUACUUUGUUUUGUUGAGAAAGACAUUAUUAUACUUCCUUUUACUGUAAAGACUUGUCAGUUUGUUUUACUUGUAUUUCUUGAAUAUAUGAAGACGUUCGGAUAAAAAAUAAGACAAAUUCAUUAAAGUUGUAUGAUCUAAUUAUUUUAAGUUUUGCA
Messenger RNA from Erigeron canadensis, 1267 nucleotides. RefSeq names its product ataxin-3 homolog. Gene Ontology annotation, biological process: protein deubiquitination. Gene Ontology annotation, molecular function: cysteine-type deubiquitinase activity. NCBI's taxonomy places the organism in Eukaryota, Viridiplantae, Streptophyta, Magnoliopsida, Asterales, Asteraceae. The transcript is spliced from 2 exons. The coding region runs from base 163 to 1080 and encodes 305 amino acids. Gene Ontology annotation, cellular component: nucleus. The record is from RefSeq and is a predicted model, not a curated record.